AUGGUUGUGCCCUACAGCGCGUCGGACUGCAAGACGCCGGAGGAGCUGGAUGCCUGGAAGCAGCGACAGCUGGACAUGGUCGACAACUUCAUCCCUGACGCGUGGCAGAAGAACGUCAAGGACAAUGUGGAGGAGGACUUCAAGAAGAACCAGCAGCGUCUGGCCGGCGCCGUGCCCGACGCGGACGCCGACACGCCGGUGGACGACAAGUCGGCGCCGCAGGCGUCGAACGACCAGCGCCGCGUCGAACGGGGGCUCUGA
This is a messenger RNA of Effrenium voratum, 261 nucleotides long. NCBI's taxonomy places the organism in Eukaryota, Dinophyceae, Suessiales, Symbiodiniaceae. The record is from the annotation of a GenBank genome assembly.